AUCACCAGACUCCAAGUGCAGGAGAUAUUUGAUUGCUUGUUUUUCGAGGCAGCAGGAAUCAGAAAAACAGGGAGCAAUAAUGAUGAUCUCAGUCCACUUCACAUUACUCUUUUUGUGGGUGACACAAGAUUUUGGUAGCUGUGUUAAUAUGAAGAUACCCACUGAUUUCUUGACUGUAGUGUUAGGGGACUCUCUAACAUUAAACUGCACCUACAAUUGCUCCAAUGGAUUUGUUCGGGGCUGUUGGAGUAAAACACCAGGCAACUCUGUCUGUCAUGGGACACAAAGCUCAAGCACCUUUUGCACAACAUCUCUUCAUCUGUCAAACGUGUCCGCUGAAGACCUUAAAACGAGCUACACUUGCUACACACAAGACACAGAUGACCCCCAGCUUCCACAAAAAACAGAGCGUAUUGUUUCACUGCAACUUGAAGCUCAAACAAGUGCCCCAAACUGGACAGUUACCCCAAUGACUGAAACUAAAAAUGCAUCUCUUUCUGCUAAGCCAAAAGACUCAAGUGGAGGAGAAUUUACUGGAAUUAAGGUUUUAGCAACAGUAAGUGUUGCUGUGGCCAUGGUGCUUGCAGCAUUGGCUGCUUAUCUGUGUCUGAACUGGAACAGACAAAGCUGGAACGGUAAAGGGGAGCCUGUUCUAUCCAGGUCAAGCUCACCACAACCAUCUCAUGCUGUCUUCUCACCAGUGAAGGGGUCACUGUCAACACACAGUGAAAGAGUGACUUUAAGGAUUCCAACACCAGAUAAUGAGAGUGACACUGAGGUUCCAUAUGCUGACAUAAUGAUCGCUGCCCGAGGUGUCAGCACACCAGAGCUCACUCAGGUUUGCUAUUUGACUCCUGGAGAUCAAAAGGAGUGGUGGGGAGAUGAAUCAAGGUCUUACCUGCAGGCCUCACGAUCAGCUGACAGGCUGCAUGUCCCCAUGCCCAGAGAGGUCAGCCGCAAGAUGAGUACCAACUCGGAAUAUGCAGUCAUCACAUAUGCCUGAGGAGCGAAAUGGGACACACGUCUGACUGUGCUAUACAUGCUAAUAUACAUUAUGUGUAAAUAAUGCUGCUUUAUGCUACUCGUUAUAUUGUUUGC
This is a messenger RNA of Seriola dumerili (greater amberjack), 1098 nucleotides long. RefSeq lists its product as uncharacterized. Lineage: Eukaryota; Metazoa; Chordata; Actinopteri; Carangiformes; Carangidae. The transcript is spliced from 10 exons. Bases 80 to 1003 code for a protein of 307 amino acids. The record is from RefSeq and is a predicted model, not a curated record.